GCUCAUCUUCAUCGACGCCGUGUGGAGAAGAUGCUGCAGCGCUGCGAGAAGACGAUGUUGUCCGGCCUGCUGGGCCUCCUCGUUCUGGCCCUCGCCUGCUCAGCCGCGAGCUCGUCUACAGGGGCCACCACGGCCCCCCCGUACACCACGGCCGCCUUGCGGGACAACCGCAUGCUGUCCCCGACCGACUCGUCCCAGUACUCCAUGUCCAACAACCUGAUCUGCGACAUGCUGUUCAACGCGCCCGUGCCCCCGUCCAUCGACCAGAUCCCCUUCUUCUGCAUCUGCUCCUACUGCAAAGGAACCGUGGGCUCCAAGGGGGACCACGGAGACCGGGGCCCCCCAGGUGAACCUGGCAGCGCGGGGCCGCGGGGCUUCAUGGGCUUCAAGGGCUACCGAGGAUUCACCGGACCUCAGGGGAUCAAAGGUGAGAAAGGAGACUUCGGGGAGAAAGGCGGUCCUGGUGUCGCCGGGUUCAGUGGAACGAAGGGCGAGCGAGGAUUCAAAGGUGAGAAAGGAGACCAAGGUCUGAAUGGACCUCCAGGUGACCAAGGACCUCAGGGAAUGAUGGGCUCAUGUCCUGGCUCCUGUGACACCAUUCCAGGCCCACCAGGACCACAGGGAGUACCUGGGCCGGCGGGAGCCCGGGGUCUUCCGGGGGUGGCAGGAUCUAAUGGUACCCUGGGUGGUAAAGGUGAUAAGGGUGACAUGGGUGUGGCAGGUGUGCCAGGUUUACCUGGUCUAAAAGGCGAUCAGGGUCUGCAGGGCAUCUGUUCGUGCAAGGACGGAGCAGACGGGCUGCCAGGAGCCAAGGGAGCCAAAGGAGACAAAGGUGACCAAGGUAUUCAGGGUAUACAGGGUGUUACAGGGCUGAAAGGUGACCAAGGCCUGGCUGGUGUCACUGGCCCGACUGGUCCCUGUACCCCGGCCAUUAAGUCAUCAUUCUCCGCAUCCCUCAACCAGUCAUACCCCACCCCAUUCUGGCCCAUAACUUUCCAGAACAUCUUGACCAACCUGCAGGGCCACUUCAACAGCCCAAUGAGCGGCAUCUACUCCGCCCCCAUCAACGGCACCUACGUCUUCUCCUUUCACCUCAAGGUUGGAGACAGGCCCCUUAAAGUCGGCCUCUACAAGAACUUCUACCCCGUGAUCAAAGUGUCCGACUCAACCCCCGGAGUCACCGUCAGCCAGACCAUCGUCCUCCAGCUUGCCAUGGGGGACAUGAUCUGGCUGCAGGUGAAGGACAGCACCACCAACGGUGUGUUCACUGACAGCGAGUCCACCAGCACCUUCUCCGGUUUCCUGAUGACCCCUGACUCCUGCACCCUGCCCUCUGGCAGCAGAAGUCUCGUUAGCCCGACUGCAUCCGCCCCUCCUUUUCCUCACCCAUAUAAUUAGGCUCCACCCAGUUCAUGGGUCUAAGGUGGAGCCAAUCAGCUUCUUAGUGUGUGCACGUUUUAAAGGAGGGGUAUUUGUCCAGAUGGAUGCAAAAUCCAAUUUGUUCAAAAAUAAUUCAGCUAAUCCGACUAAUCCAAUUCAGUCAUCGUGUCUUUUUGUUGAUGAACUCGGAUUUUCAUACAAAAAAUAAAACUAGAGGAAAAGGGGCCAAAAUAAAAAAAAAUAUUUCAA
Molecule: messenger RNA, 1629 nt
Organism: Nematolebias whitei (Rio pearlfish)
Lineage: Eukaryota; Metazoa; Chordata; Actinopteri; Cyprinodontiformes; Rivulidae
Product: otolin-1-like
Exons: 5
Coding region: 31-1398 (455 amino acids)
Molecular function (GO): protein binding
Source: RefSeq, a predicted model, not a curated record